CCCUCCCUUCUCCACCCGCCGCGCAUGCGCGCUGGGCGGCGCAGGGCCCCGGCGGCGGAGGGAAGAUGGCGGCGGUGGUACAGAAUGUGGUGAAGCUCCUCGGGGAACAGUACUACAGGGAUGCCAUGGAGCAGUGCCACAACUAUAACGCCCGGCUGUGUGCCGAGAGGAGCGUCCGCCUCCCUUUCCUCGACUCCCAGACCGGGGUGGCCCAAAGCAACUGCUACAUCUGGAUGGAGAAACGUCACCGAGGGCCAGGUUUAGCCGCUGGGCAGCUUUACUCCUACCCCGCGCGCCGCUGGCGGAAGAAACGCCGUGCUCAUCCUCCGGAGGACCCGAGGCUUUCCUUCCCUUCUAUCAAACCGGACACCGAUCAGACCCUGAAGAAGGAAGGGCUGAUCUCUCAGGACGGCAGCAGCCUGGAAGCCCUGUUGAGGACUGACCCGUUGGAGAAACGUGCCCUCCCGGACCCCCGCAUCGACGACGACAGCCUGGGCGAGUUCCCUGUCACCAACAGCCGUGCGCGGAAGCGGAUUCUUGAGCCAGAUGACUUCCUGGACGAUUUGGACGAUGAAGACUACGAAGAAGAUACGCCGAAGCGGAGAGGGAAGGGGAAAGCCAAGGGCAAAGGUGUUGGAGGGGCUCGCAAGAAGCUGGAUGCAGCUAUAUUAGAAGACCGGGAUAAACCCUACGCUUGCGACAAUAGUUACAAACAAAAGCAUACCUUGAAACCUCCCGAUCGAGUCUGCGGGAAGCGAUACAAGAAUCGGCCAGGAUUGAGCUACCACUAUGCUCACUCCCACCUGGCCGAGGAAGAAGGCGACGACAAGGACGAUUCGCAGCCCCCCACUCCUGUCUCGCAGCGAUCGGAGGAGCAGAAAUCCAAGAAAGGACCUGACGGCUUAGCUUUGCCCAACAACUACUGCGAUUUCUGCCUGGGAGACUCCAAAAUCAACAAGAAGACGGGACAACCGGAGGAGUUGGUCUCGUGCUCGGACUGCGGGCGAUCAGGGCACCCCUCCUGCCUGCAGUUCACCCCCGUGAUGAUGGCGGCCGUCAAGACGUACCGCUGGCAAUGCAUCGAGUGCAAGUGCUGCAAUAUCUGCGGCACCUCCGAGAAUGACGACCAGCUGCUCUUCUGUGAUGACUGCGACCGCGGCUACCACAUGUACUGUCUCACCCCCCCCAUGUCGGAGCCGCCGGAAGGGAGCUGGAGCUGCCACUUGUGUCUGGACCUGCUGAAGGAAAAAGCCUCCAUCUACCAGAACCAGAACAACUCCUGAUCCCGCUCCGCCGGCGGGACGGGCUCCCCGGUGCCCUCGUUCCACGUGUUUUCCCUUGGGGUUUUUUUUUUUUUUUGGAUCUUUUUUCUUUUCUUUUUUUUUUUAAACCUUCCCCAUGUUUUUGGUUGAUUUGGGGUUGGUUUGGGGUUUUUCUUUUGUUUGGGUUUUUUUUUUUACCGCUUGGGGAGGGGGUGUCGGGGUUUAUUUUAUUCGUUUUUGCCGCGCGAGGGUUUAUUUCUCACCUCCCCGCAGUGAGAUGGGGCAUGUCCCCCUGCGAGGACGGGGUGACGCUGACGGGUCCCCACCCUGCAGAGUGGCUUUUGGGGUGACACUGCAGUGUCCCUGGGGGGACCCUGUCCCCACCCAGGGGACAUGGAUGGGACAGGCCUGUCCUUCCCAUCGCCGUUUCCCAGGUUUCCACCCAAAACGAGGUGCCCGAAUCCACUCCGCCGCCUCCCUGGCAAGGCGGCGUGCCAAAAACUUGCUUUUUCCCCCCUUUUCUUGGGAAAAUUCAGACCCCUGCGCCAGCUGCAGUCGCGGUUUUGGGGCUUUUUGUUAAUUUCUUGGGUUUUUUGGGGGGUGAGGUUUUUUCCUCUGCUUUUAUUUUUAUUUCCUAUUUUUCUCCCUGUUUUUAUCAUUUCUUUUCGCCCCGCCGUCUCUCCCGCCUCGGAGGAUGCUCCCCACAGCCCGGCCAGUCCCCCCCCACCCCCUGCCCAGAUGAGGCCUUACACCCCGACAUCCUCUUCCGGCCGGCAUGAAACGGGGCAAAAUCCCUCCGUCUUGGGAUUUUCCCCCACUUCCUCCUCCAGCUGGCGCAAAACGGGGCAAAACCCCUCCAUUUGGGGGUUUUCCCUUGCUCCCACACGGCGCAGAGGGAGAAAUGCUUCGCCCCGUCCCCCACCCCCCCCCCCAACCCGUCACGGUCGCACAGGGUUUGUUUUGGGGUUUGGGGGGAUUUCUUUUGGGGGGGAAAAGCCACUUUCACCCCCAAAACGCCGCUGACGGGGAGAGAUAGGAGACGCCACUGUUCUGGGGCUCUCUGGGGACACCCCGAUAUCCCCGUCCGCCCCCCCCAAGGGUCCCGUUGACUGAAUGUGCCUGUUUUUUCUAAAAAUCAACUUUAAAAACCUACCUCCGAACCCCUCCUCCCCACCACUACACCCCGAAUUUCACCUCCGAGAACCCCCCAAAAGAGAGGAGCCAACCGGGAUGGCAGCAGAGCAGCCCCAAAAAUGGGCCCAUUAGCAGAAAAAUGGCCCCAAAAUAGCCCCCCAAAAUGACCAAAACAGCCCCGAAAGUGACCGAAAUAGCUCCAAAUUAACCAAAACCGCUCAAAAUUGACCAAAAUCUCUAAAAAAUACUGCCACACCAAAAAAAAAAAAGGAUCUGGGUGACAAAGCAGCUCCAGCCCGGUGGUUUCUCUCCUUCCCCUCCUUGAGCGCGAUUCGGGUGGAAAUGAAGGCGUUUUGGUUAAAAAUGGGUGGGUUUUCCCCCAUUUUCGCGCCCUGACGGGGGCGGGACGAUAAAAUGUCCCUAAACGGGUGGGUUUUACCCCAAUUUCCCCUCGGCAAAGCUUCACGGUUGUGUCUUAUCCGGGAAAAAAAAAACCGAAGCGACACCAAAACAGCUUGUUUUCAUAAUAAAAAUGGAUAAAAAAUGCA
Messenger RNA from Harpia harpyja (harpy eagle), 2944 nucleotides. RefSeq names its product double PHD fingers 2 (gene DPF2). The transcript is spliced from 12 exons. The record is from RefSeq and is a predicted model, not a curated record. Gene Ontology annotation, biological process: nervous system development. NCBI's taxonomy places the organism in Eukaryota, Metazoa, Chordata, Aves, Accipitriformes, Accipitridae. Bases 66 to 1283 code for a protein of 405 amino acids. Gene Ontology annotation, cellular component: nBAF complex.